Diuraphis noxia (Russian wheat aphid) is the source of this 669-nucleotide messenger RNA. RefSeq lists its product as uncharacterized. Lineage: Eukaryota; Metazoa; Arthropoda; Insecta; Hemiptera; Aphididae. The record is from RefSeq and is a predicted model, not a curated record.
ACAUAUUCAUAUUUUAUUUUUAUGAUUAAGAUUGUUUAUAUUUAAAAAUAAAAAUAAAUUGAACUGUUACCCUGACCCAAUUUACUUAAAAGAAUCUACUUAUCAUUACCUUUUUUUCUUUUUGAAUUAUAAUGAUAAAUUGGGUACACAAUUUUAGGGAAACGUGACUGUACAACUAAUUAAAUGGGUCAGUGAAACCUUAUGGUAGAAAACUAACUGUUGUUUUACUAUGGCUUUUAAUGCUCUAGUUGUUUCCUCUGUGGUUGUGCCACUUACAUAUUACACCUAUGCUUUUGAUUCAGUUCUUUAUACACAUUUUAAAGAAAGGUUUAUAUUUGUUGAGGUGUAAAUUAAUUUUUAUUUUUAUGGAUAUUACUAAUAAUAAAUUCGAAAAAUUUGAAUCAGAAGAUAAUCAUGAUAGUGUUACGCCUACAACAUAUAAAAGGAAAAUUUUUGGACGUCAAAAAACCUUAUCGGAGACUUCAAUUUAUAACCCCAUUGACCCUCAAGAACGGAAGAAGAGUAGACAAAAUAGUUUUGCGGAUAAAACCCUAGAUUGCAUUACACAAUGCUUUUGGCAAUGCUCAUCUUGUUAUCAAUGCAAUGAAAAAUCUUAAUCAAACAAAUUCUGGCAGUCUUAACAAUAAACAAUAAAUAGUAUGAUUUAAA